GCCCGCCCAGGGCCUGCCCGCGCCGCCCGGGGCCGGCUCCGCAGCGGCGGCCGUUGCUGCAGCCGCCGCCGCCGCCCGUGCAGCGCCGCCGACGCCGCCGAUGCCUCCUCCUGCGGGGGCUCGGCGAGGAAAAUGGCGCCGUCCCACGUCCUCAAGUGCUGCCAGAAGGUGCUGGCCUGGGUGCCUGUGGCCUUCAUCGCCCUGGUCGUGGCCUGGUCCUACUACGCCUACGUGGUGGAGCUGUGUGUGUUUACUAUUUCUUCAACUGCAGAAAAAGUUGUGUACCUUGUGGUUUUUCAUCUGUCAUUUGUCAUGUUUGUAUGGUCGUAUUGGAAGACAAUUUUCACAUCUCCUGCAUCCCCCUCCAAUGAGUUCUGCUUGUCAAAAGCUGAUAAAGAACAAUAUGAGAAGGAAGAGAGACCAGAAUCCCAGCAGGAGAUUCUGAGAAGAGCUGCUAAAGACUUGCCUAUCUAUACGACAACAGCAUCACGAGCCAUCAGAUACUGUGAUCGAUGCCAGCUAAUCAAACCUGACCGCUGCCACCACUGUUCUGCGUGUGACAUAUGUGUACUAAAAAUGGACCACCAUUGUCCAUGGGUGAAUAAUUGUGUGGGAUUUUCUAACUACAAAUUCUUCCUCCUGUUUUUAAUGUAUUCCUUACUGUACUGUCUGUUUGUUGCUGCUACAGUCUUGCAGUACUUCAUAAAGUUCUGGACAAAUGAAUUGCGAGAUACCCAUGCAAAAUUCCACGUACUAUUCCUUUUCUUUGUGGCAGCCAUGUUCUUCAUCAGCAUAUUGUCGCUCUUCAGCUACCACUGCUGGCUAGUUGGCAAAAACAGAUCAACAAUAGAAACAUUCCGUGCACCCACAUUUCGAAAUGGCCCUGAUAAAAACGGCUUUUCUCUUGGAUGUGGCAAAAAUCUAAGGGAGGUUUUUGGAGAUGAAAAGAAGUAUUGGCUGCUCCCUGUUUUUACCAGUUUGGGCGAUGGGUGUAGUUUUCCAACUCGUUUGGUGAUUAUGGAUCCAGAGCAACUAACUGUCUCAAGCCAAAAUGAACCUGCCAAAAGCUCUGGAGCCAAUCAGCCCUUUCCUCCUCGACCACUCAGUGAAUCACAAAAUCGAUUGCUAGCCAGUGAUGGUCAAUGGGUAGAAAGUGGCCCUGAAGAGGAAAAUGUUAAAUCAGGUACAAAAAAGCAUAUUAUAGUUUCAUUGGAAAGCUGAUCUCAGCUUAUUACUAACCAACCAUCUCAAUGAGAAACAGGUUUCUGCAACACAUUUUGUGCUUGAAUAUUACUUAAUUUUGUUUGGAAAAAGUUGAUCAGUAAAAAAUGGAACAUGAGCAUUUUAGGAAGAGACAAGAAAUCAAGUUUCUGCACAGUCCAAUGGAUUCUUGUAAGCACUAUUGCAGAGCAGGGAAGUUAAGACAGAUGCCUUAAGAUUCUUAACGUGCAUUUAUGCAGCACUGAAUUAUAUAUAUACUGCUACCAAAGGGCCAAAUCCUGAAGUGCCCUGCUUGGAUGUACAAGGUCCAGAGUGGGAACUAUGCAUUUCUGUUAUGCUGCGGUGAUGGGGGUAGAUCUGCAAGGACUCCUGCCUCCUCACAGGCGAUCGUCACACCUUAGGCACUGCAGAAGUCACUUCCAUAGCAGGUUCUGCAGAGAACAGAAAGAAAGAAGAAAAAAAUAAAGAGGGGGAGGGGUUGGAUUGUGGGGGAUUGACAGAGUGGACAGAGUGUGGCUGAUGAGUUUGAAAUGCAACUGUCCAUAGCACAAACACCGGGUUUUGUUGAAAGGAAGGGACUGGGUGACGUGUUCAUGGUUGUAGCUCUCCAAGUAUUUCAGGACUGAGGAUUCCUUCUACUGGCUGUGCUAUGGAACAAGGCAAUGCCAACAAAGCAAAAGCCUUUUACUUGGUGUUGCUUUUUUGCUAUAGAAUUGAGCCCCCUCAUCCUUUUAACUUGAUUUAUUUAACCAUAUCAAGAGCAUAGCUCAAAGAAGUGAACUGUCUUUUAGCUGCAAGUACAUGGAUUAUUACUUUUCAACAAUUGCCUGUCAGCAUACAAAGAAAAGCCAACCCAAGAAGAAAUUAACAAACUGUUACAUUUUCUGUUAAUGUCAGCAGUGUUCUGUAUGAAGCAGUAACAAAAUGGCAAAGUACCCCUGAGAAAAAGGUUAGUGCAGUUGUGUGUUGUUAGCAAAUGGAACUGGAAGAGUACUGCUUUUUAUAUGGGACUCUUGAUGGUUUAUAAAUACUGUUUUAUACUUUUGUUUUAUCUUUUUAAUAAAGGCACAAGUUUUUAUUGGUUCUAAAGUACCAUUUAAACAAAUUUCAAGUAAUUAUGAGAAAAUUAGCAUUGGAUCAUGCACUUGUGUUACCACACCAAAACUUUGUAUGCUUUAGUCUGCCACUUUCAAGUCUAAGUGAUACUGAACUGCUAAAGAUGAGUGCUUUGUGUAAUGAUGUACCUUGUUCACAAAAGGCAAAAUGUGUUUCCUGUGUGAGGAAUAAAGUCCAUCGUAAGCUCAA
This is a messenger RNA of Cygnus olor (mute swan), 2526 nucleotides long. It is a transcript of the gene ZDHHC20, whose product is annotated as zinc finger DHHC-type palmitoyltransferase 20. The coding region runs from base 133 to 1221 and encodes 362 amino acids. The record is from RefSeq and is a predicted model, not a curated record. Gene Ontology annotation, molecular function: protein-cysteine S-palmitoyltransferase activity. Gene Ontology annotation, biological process: synaptic vesicle maturation; protein targeting to membrane; peptidyl-L-cysteine S-palmitoylation. Lineage: Eukaryota; Metazoa; Chordata; Aves; Anseriformes; Anatidae. The transcript is spliced from 13 exons. Gene Ontology annotation, cellular component: endoplasmic reticulum; Golgi apparatus.